This is a messenger RNA of Emys orbicularis (European pond turtle), 678 nucleotides long. It is a transcript of the gene NRTN, whose product is annotated as neurturin. The coding region runs from base 22 to 678 and encodes 218 amino acids. Lineage: Eukaryota; Metazoa; Chordata; Testudines; Emydidae. The transcript is spliced from 2 exons. The record is from RefSeq and is a predicted model, not a curated record. Gene Ontology annotation, molecular function: growth factor activity; glial cell-derived neurotrophic factor receptor binding; receptor tyrosine kinase binding.
AAUGUUCUGACUUGCUCUAAGAUGAAGGUAUGGAAGUUUGCAGCCAUUGCCUCGAUGCUCCUCAGUUCCAUGUUGUCCAUUUUAGUUUGUAGAGACAUGCUCAACGGAAGCCGGAAAUACAGCCCCUUCCCUUCCUCGCCGUCAAGGUCAGCCUCCUCUUCUGCCUUGCCUGUAGGUCAGCGGAGAUCCCCGCGAUCGCUGGAGCACCGUGACCCGCUGAUCUCUCAAUACAGUACCUUGUUUGAAAGCUACACGGAGGGGGAAAUCCGACAGCUGAUCUCCACGCUGGUCGAGAGGUACAGCCAGUCCAUGAACUCCGGGGGGCACGAGCUGCCGCUCUUCCCCAAGCCUGGGAACCGCAUGAAGCGAGCCCGGGCCCGUCACAAACCCUGCGCCCUGAAGGAGCUGGAGGUGAGCGUCAGUGAGCUGGGCCUGGGCUAUGAGUCAGACGAGACCGUGCUGUUCCGCUACUGCAGCGGCACGUGCGAGACGGCCGUCAGGAACUACGACCUCUCCCUGAAGAACAUGAGGCUCAAGAAGAAGAUCAAAAAGGAGAAGGUCAGAGCCCGGCCUUGCUGCAGGCCUCUCGCGUACGACGACGACGUCUCCUUCCUGGACACUUACAACCGCUACUACACCGUCAACGAGCUGUCGGCCAAGGAAUGUGGCUGCGUGUGA